Molecule: messenger RNA, 1607 nt
Organism: Plectropomus leopardus (leopard coralgrouper)
Lineage: Eukaryota; Metazoa; Chordata; Actinopteri; Perciformes; Serranidae
Source: RefSeq, a predicted model, not a curated record
AUGCAGGAGGACCCGGAGGGUUGGCUCGAUGUUUUCACCGAGCGGCGCGAGCGAGCGGAGCUUACCUUGCGAGGGGAGGCGCGUGGAUGUGCCAUGAAGGAGGACACAACUGGGAACACCUGUGCAGUGAGCACUCCUUGUUGCAUCUCACCUGCUGUCUGUCAGCUGGCAGGUGCCUUAGCAGAGGAAGGCUGCUCAUUGGACCAGAUCGUCUCCAAGGUGACGGAGGUUUUGAAGGGGAUCGGUACGCUGGGGGUGAGUCUGUCUCCGUGCAGCGUUCCAGGCUGCCUGCCGUCUUUUGACCUGCCGCCAGGAGACAUGGAGCUGGGACUGGGGAUUCAUGGUGAACCUGGAAUCAAAAGGUCAAAGGUGGCGUCCGCCGACGAGGUGGUGAAGACCAUGAUAGAUCACAUGACCAACCCUGACAGCCAAUCACAUCUGCCUCUUAAGUCAGGAGACAGUGUGGUUGUGUGUGUCAACAACCUCGGAGCUCUGUCUUGUCUGGAGAUAGCUGUGGUCACCAGAGCGGUCAUCAUCUGUCUGGAGAGUCGUGGUGUGGUGGUUGCCAGGGUGAUGUCAGGGUCGUUCAUGACAUCAUUGGAGAUGGCAGGAGUGUCGCUGACCCUGAUGAGAGCCGACGAGGAAACACUGAGACUGUUUGACGCUAAGACAAGCGCCCCCGCCUGGCCAAACCUCAGCAGUGUGUGUGUAAGCGGACGCAGCUACAUGACAGACCCUCCUGCUGUGAGCACACGGCCACAGGACGACACACACUCCGAAGGGCCGCUGAGUCCUGUGAUGCGUAAAGCGUUGGCGAGGGUUUGCUCCACACUUUUAGAAAAGCAGGAAGAACUUAACGCCCUGGACCGAGCUGCAGGGGACGGAGACUGUGGGAACACUCAUGCACAGGCUGCAAAAGCCAUUCAGGAGUGGCUCCAGGAUCAUGUUGUCCCUAGUUGCCCUGGGCAACUGCUCUCAGCCCUCGCUGGAUUGGUGCAGGAGAAGAUGGGCGGGUCUUCAGGAGCGCUGUACAGUUUGUUCCUGACGGCAGCAGCUGGUCAUGUGACCGAUGGGCAGAGCGACGCUGCAGCCUGGGCUAGAGCAAUGCAUGCUGGGACACAGGCUAUGAGGAGAUACGGCGGUGCUGAUCCUGGAGACAGAACGAUGUUGGAUGCUUUGUGUCCUGCUGUGGACGAGCUGAUGAAGCUGACGACAGCACCACCUGGUGGGCAGAUGGCUGUACUUCAGACUGCUGUUCAGAAAGCGGCCUCGGGUGCCGAGUCGACACGUAACCUCACGGCGAGGGCGGGGCGAGCCAGCUACAUCGCAGCUGAGAGGGUCAACCUGCCCGACCCCGGCGCCGUGGCUGUCGCCGCCAUCCUGAGAGCCGUGCUGGAGUCGCUGGAAGGGCAGAAGUAACUCAACAAACAGUACAGCAGCAGAUUAUCAUUCCUAUCAUCACACUAAAACCAGAAUUACACUAGAAUGCCUCAGUAACAAAGAAAAAACGGUGAUUUUUAACCUCUUUGAAGCACAUUUGAAGUCUUUUUAUGUACUAAGAUAUAAAAAAAAAAAAUCUGUAAUUAACAUCUAUGAUGUAAAGAAUU